Messenger RNA from Knipowitschia caucasica, 1905 nucleotides. NCBI's taxonomy places the organism in Eukaryota, Metazoa, Chordata, Actinopteri, Gobiiformes, Gobiidae. The record is from the annotation of a GenBank genome assembly.
AUGAGGAAGGACAGGUUUGCUACAAUUUCCGCGCGUCAAGACAGAGACCUCCAGCUCCUGCAGCGGACAGAGCCGUGGCGCCUCCCCGAUGUUCGCGCGCUCAUCUGCCGCGCGGCCCCGUCCUCCUUCCCCCUGAUCCCACCGCGACAUCACCCGGGGAUGUCUGCCCUCCAGGAGAACCACAGCUACGGUCUCUCCAGCGCCCAGUGCGCCUCCAACCUCUCCGUGUUCCACGUAAAACUCACUGACAGCGCGGCCAGAGCGAUCGAGGGUUUCCAGAGCGGAAAGGGCUGGGCCUCGUCUCCUACCAUCUGCUUCAGCGACAACAAAGGGAGGAUCAGGCUCCCGUGUGCGGACGCCCAGGACCAAGCGCGGGUCUUCACCUUCAGUGUCAGCAAUGUGUCGAGCCACAACCCGCACGGGCGCUUCGAGUGCGUGCAGCAGGCCAGCGGCAGGGCCGCAGAGGAGCUGUCCUGCCUGGGCAUCAUCCACAAGAAGAUGACGGUCAACGCCACGGACGACUCCUACGACAAAGCCAAACAGAGCAUGGCCCAGGCCGAGGAGGACACCCGCAGCAGGGGGGCCAUCGUCAUCAAGCACGGGGGCCGCUUCCAGGGUCGCAAAUUAACAGUCCGCUCCUCAGCCCCCUCCAACCCCCCCCAGACCAAGGCCAAGGCCUCCCUCCUCGGCCUGAAGAAGCUGGCCAACAGUAGACCUAAGGCCAAACAGACCACGUCUCCUCUGCUGACUCAGCGGAACAACGGCGUGGAGGUGCAGCACAGGCCUCUGAAGGAGCGAGUGGCCCACAUCCUGGCCCUCAAACCCUACAGAAAAGCGGAGCUCCUGCUGCGGCUGCAGAGAGACGGGCUGCGGCCGGAGGACAAGCACGAGCUGGACGCACUGCUGCACCAGGUGGGUCAGCAGAGCAGUAAGGACAAUGCUUUUGUGCUGAAGGACAGUUUGUUCAAAGAGCUGCAGAAGGACUGGCCUGGAUACACGCCAGGAGACCAGCAGCUCCUCAAACGCAUCCUCGUCAGGAGACUAUUCCAGCCUCAGCAGAACCUCCUGUCCGUCCCGGAGGCUCAGGUCAGCCCUUUAAGAGACACCCCUAACUCCUCCCCCGCCCACCGCCCCAAGCUCCUACUGCAGGAGGAGCACGCCGAGCCCCCGCUGAGCAAACGGCCCAGGAUCUCCCACCUCUCCACCAAAACCCCCCUGACCAGGCCGGACCCACCCAGGCUGUCGGAGAACAAGAACCACUUAGACCCCAGGAAACUGUUCCAGUCCUUAUCCGAGGUGGACAAGAGACUAGAGAGCGAGACGUGUGAAGAAAAGAAGCAGGAAGCACCGGAAAAUCAACAAAACAGCUGCGACUCCCCGCCUUCGCCCGUCCCCGUCCCAGAUCUGACCAAAGCCAAAGUCACGCGCAAGAAGAGCCGACACAAACGCAAAGAAAAGGAGAAAGAGAGGAGCAAUGACAGAGAGGACGAUUCCAACCAAAUUUCUCAAGAUUACACAGAUUCUUGUGAAAAGCUGAUAGACUCCAACAUUCUUCAAGCCUAUGACACAAUGGACUAUUUAUUGAAGUACUGUGCGAUCGGCUCGGCGCAGCAGAGGCAGAGCUACAAGCUGGACUUCAACAGAGAGUACAGCGAGUACAGGGAGCUUCACGCUCGCAUCGACAGCGUGACCAGACAGUUCAUGGAGCUGGACACACAACUCAAGCAGCUGCAGAGCGACUCGCAGAAGUACAAGACUGUUCACAACCAAAUCGUCCAAGAGUAUCGCGAGAUUAAGAAGUCCAACCCGAAUUACAGCCAGGACAAAAUCCGCUGCGAGUACCUGCACAGCAAACUGGCACAUAUCAAGAAGCUGAUCUGGGACUACGACCAGCACCAGCGCUGA